CUACCGACGCACUCGAGUUUCCAUCCAAACCACGCAUUCAUUAUUGCAAGAAGCCCACUCCUUCGUGACUUCCAAGCCCCACAUUGAUUCUCUCCGGCCAACCCGCCUCCCAAGCCCGCUUUUCCUCGCCAUCCGCAGAGAGCCAUCAGCAUGUCCGCCAAAAGCAUUGCGAUCCUCGGGUGCGGGGGCAUGGGUCUGGCAAUCGCCCGACGCCUCGGGGUUGGUCGCCGUCUCUGUGUUGCCGACUACUCCGACGAGAUUCUCUCCGAAGCCCGGGAAGCCCUGGCAAACGACGGCUACCUGGUGGAAACAUACCAGGUGGAUGUGUGCGACUAUGAUUCGGUCCGCCGCUUUGCGCAGGCGGCCGCUUCUCAGGGACCCGUCGAAGCCAUCAUCCACACCGCGGGCGUGUCCCCGUCGGGCCGCUGUGCCCGGAAGAUCCUUGCCACGAAUCUUGUGGGCACCGCCAAUGCUCUCGAUGCCUUUCUGGAGGUCGCGCAGACCGGAACAAGCAUGGUCUGCAUCGCCAGCAUGGCCGGGCACAUGGGAUCGGGAUUGCCGUCGGAGCUCGAGCAUCAUCUCGCGACCACGCCCCGGGGUCAAUUGCUGGAUCACGCCGCGCUGGACAUCGACGCCGCCGAUCCGCACGGGCCGGCCCGGGCCUAUGGGCUGUCCAAACGGGGGAAUUUGCUGCGCGUGCAGGCGUCCUCGAGAGCAUGGGGUCGCCGUGGAGGGAGGGUGAAUUCGGUCAGCCCCGGGGUCAUAUCGACCGGCGCGGGGCGGCAGGAGAUCAGCGGCCCCGCGGGGAAGUUCAUCGCCCUCAGUCCGGCGGCUCGGGUCGGAACGCCGCAGGACAUUGUGAACGCGGUCGCAUUCUUGGUCAGUCCCGAGUCCUCGUUUAUCACCGGCAGUGACAUCCUCGUGGAUGGCGGGGUCGUCUCAUCGUUGCGAUGGGACACCCCCCUGAGAGCCUGAACGUGAGCUGCUGAUAUUGAUGGUGAAUCUCGCGAGUGACGAUUGACGGUUGGAGGAGAGGUUCUGCCGAGGGACCUGGGGAUUUCAAGGUUGCGCUCCGUCGUGUCAGACAGGGUCCACGCAUGAGCUGCUC
Molecule: messenger RNA, 1108 nt
Organism: Aspergillus aculeatinus CBS 121060
Lineage: Eukaryota; Fungi; Ascomycota; Eurotiomycetes; Eurotiales; Aspergillaceae
Product: short-chain type dehydrogenase/reductase
Exons: 1
Coding region: 151-975 (274 amino acids)
Cellular component (GO): intracellular anatomical structure
Molecular function (GO): oxidoreductase activity, acting on NAD(P)H, oxygen as acceptor
Source: RefSeq, a predicted model, not a curated record